Molecule: messenger RNA, 3109 nt
Organism: Momordica charantia (bitter melon)
Lineage: Eukaryota; Viridiplantae; Streptophyta; Magnoliopsida; Cucurbitales; Cucurbitaceae
Product: heat-inducible transcription repressor
Source: RefSeq, a predicted model, not a curated record
GCACCGAUUCGCUUUUGCUCGGUGCUCCGCCAUCCUCCACUUCUCAAACAGAGCUCCUCCGGCUCGAUCUCCGAUCAGAUACUCUGUAGAUGCGAUAAUGAAUUUUCUACUCAGAUCUACUCAGACCGUGGCUGCAGAGCGGCCAACUGUUCAAGAAACUCCUCCUCCGGUUGCUUAUUACGCGCCAAAGCCUGCGGUAACUUUGGAGGGUCUGAUUUCUGAAGAUCCAUUUCCAGAAUAUUCUGUAGUCGACGAUAAUGACGAGGAGGCUGAUGCAUCUGGCAGCGAAAACGGAAGCAUUUCUGGUCAUAAGGAGAAAAGCGGCGGUGCUGCUGCAGUGAAGCACUCUGAUGUUUCUGAGGAAGAAGGGUGGAUUACCAUUCCGUGCAAGGACCUUCCUUGUGAUUGGAAAAAUGCAUCAGAUGUACAUUCGUUACGCACUCUGGACAGAUCUUUUGUUUUCCCAGGCGAACAGGUAUGUAUCUUGGCAUGCUUAUCUGCCUAUAAACAGGAUACAGAAACCAUAACUCCAUUUAAAGUCGCAGCAGUUAUGAGUAAAAAUGGAAAAUGGCAAAGUCCUGAAAAACAAAAUGGAAACAUGGAUGAUGGAACUCAUUCCACGAAUGGGGAAGGACAUACCAGUCCGGAUCAAAGUACAGAUCAGAAUGGUGAAAAUCCAUCAAGUGAAAAGAUUGAUCCAUCAGAGGAUGUUUCUGCCAGCGAAUACCUUCUCAGAAUGGAAGAUCACAGACGGCAAACAGAAACACUGUUACAACGAUUUGAGAACUCUCACUUUUUUGUAAGAAUUGCAGAGUCUAGUAAUCCCCUUUGGUCAAAGAAAAGAUCUCCUGACAAGUAUAGUGACUGUGAGAUGGUGGGUCAAGAUAUUUCGGGUAAUGGAACUCAAAACACUGUUGUAUCUAGCAUAAAUGCGGUCAUUGAUCAAGGAAAUUUUGAUUCCAAUGUCUCUGGUGGCGUAGCAAGAGGUACCUUUAAGUGCUGCUCUCUUUCUGAUGGAAGCAUAGUGGUGCUUUUACGUGUGAAUGUCGGUGUUGACAUAUUGAGAGAUCCUGUAUUGGAAAUUCUUCAAUUUGAGAAAUACCAAGAGCGGAAAUUGUCAUUUGAGAAUCAGGACGACUUAGGUUACUCACAUCUGGAUCCAUGUGGAGAAUUGUUGAAAUGGUUGCUUCCUCUAGAUAACACCAUUCCUCCUCUUGCCCGCCCUCUAUCUCCUCCCCGUUUGAUUUCCAAUGCAGGAAUUGGUGGAGCGUCUCAGAAGUCUAACGUUUCCACUUCAUCCGGUUCUCAGCUCUUCUCCUUUGGCCAUUUUAGAAGCUACUCCAUGUCCGCGAUACCUCACAAUUCUGCACCACCUACUGCACCUGUGAAAGCUGCAAGUUCAAAGCCAAAAUUUGAACUUGAAAACUGGGAUCAGUUCUCUACUCAAAAGUCCUCAAAGAGUAAAAAAAAUGGGGGCCGUAACCUUUUAUCUUUCCGAGGUGUCUCUUUGGAGCAAGAAAGAUUUUCUGUCUGUUGUGGACUAGAAGGAAUUCAUAUUCCAGGAAGAAGAUGGAGGAGAAAACUUGAAAUUGUUCAGCCUGUCGAAAUCCAGUCUUUUUCUGCUGAUUGUAAUACAGAUGAUCUUUUAUGUGUUCAAAUAAAGAAUGUGUCUCCCGCUCAUAUACCAGAUAUCAUAAUAUAUAUUGAUGCUAUAACAAUUGUUUUUGAAGAGGCGUCAAAGGAUGGACUCCCUUCAUCAUUACCAAUUGCUUGCAUAGAAGUUGGAAAUGAACACAGUUUACCAAAUUUAGCCCUCAGGAGAAACGAAGAGCAUUCUUUUAUCCUCAAACCAGCAACUUCUAUGUGGAGGAACAUAAAGGCUUGUGGAGAGAGAAAUUCCCAAUCAUCCCGAUUGCAGACUGGAUAUGCAACUUCAAGUUUGUCCCUUACAUCCAAAAGUAUUGAUCAAUAUGCAAUUAUGGUAACUUGCCGGUGCAACUAUACUGAGUCCAGAUUGUUUUUCAAGCAACCAACAAGUUGGCGACCUCGAAUUUCAAGGGAUCUUAUGGUCUCUGUGGCAUUAUCAGGAGAGCCCCCUAAACCCAAUGGAGUUGUUUCUCAGCUUCCCGUUCAGGUUUUAACACUUCAGGCAUCAAACUUAACAUCUGAAGAUCUAACCAUGACAGUUCUUGCUCCAGCUUCCAAUACUUCUCCAUCUGUGAUUUCAUUGAAUUCCUCACCAUCAUCACCUAUGAGUCCAUACGUGGUUUUAAAUGAAGUUGUAGGAAGAGUAGGCAGUGAGAAGUAUAGUACAUCAUUGGAAAGACCGAGAUCGAUUGCUGUUGUAUCUGAGAAUCAGAAACAUAAUGUUGAUUUUGGAGGCCGGACAGUUUCUUUUAGAGAACAAUCUUCUCCCAUAUCAGAUAUCAUCCCAAGUGCUGGUUUAGGUUGCUCGCAUUUGUGGCUCCAGAGUAGAGUUCCAUUAGGAUGUAUUCCUUCUCAAUCUACAGCUACCAUCAAACUUGAGCUACUUCCCUUGACUGAUGGCAUAAUUACUCUUGACACGUUACAGAUUGAUGUCAAGGAAAAAGGUGUUACAUAUAUCCCCGAGCACUCACUGAAAAUAAAUGCGACUUCCAGCAUUUCCACUGGGAUUAUUUAAAGAUGGUUCCUAGUAUUUCACAUUUUAUCUCGAGCUGUGGAAGGGUCCAUCCAAGGCCCGCCCUUUUGGCCAUCCUGAAUCAGAUUUUUUUAUGGUUUCUAGGCCAAUCAACGACCAUUCGCGCGUUUGCCUUCUCUUUGAGUGUGAUUGAUAUACCCAUAUCCAUUUGUCUUGGAUAUAUAGCUUUUAGUCGUGUGUUGUAAGUUGUAGCCCUCCUCUUGGAAAUGGAAUCGAUGUACAUUCUGGAAUGUCAAAAUAUAUACCUUUUUUUUUACUUUUAUUAUUUGAUUGUGCUUCUAGGUUACUGCACCUAGAAAAUAGUGGAGAAACUGGGAAUCACAUUAGAUUGUAAGUUUCUAUUUUUUACACCUACUAAAACCGAAGACCUUUUCAGAUAUUCUGUUCCUGAUUCCAAAUAUGAUGCUUAAGAACACUGCCAUUCUGUCA